CACACACACACACAUACACACGCCGGUGCUCUGUCUCAGUGUCCCUCUGUUCCUCUCCGCCGAGCCAUGAAACAGAUGCUGUUCGACCUGAUGAGGAUGAGCAGGAUUUGCCGGAUGGUCCUCGCCACAUGUUUGGGAUCUUUUAUCCUGGUCAUCUUUUAUUUCCAAAGUAUGUUCCAGCCAGUAAUGAGACACAACCCGUUUGCAGCAGAGGGCUGCUGUAGAAGAGGCUCAAGAAAUGCACUGCAGGAGCUUUACAACCCCACACAGACGGAGUUCUCAAAGGCAGCACUUCUCCAUCAGGCUCGGCGGGACCAAGUGGCCCAGACAUGUCGUGCCCACAGUGCCUCGAGCCGCAAACGGCACGUACUGACGCCUGGCGACCUAAAACACUUAGUAGUGGAUGAAGAACAUGAGAUGAUCUACUGCUACGUGCCCAAGGUGGCGUGCACCAACUGGAAGCGGGUUAUGAUGGUCCUGAGCGGGCAUGGCAAGUACAGCGAUCCCAUGGAGAUCCUACCCAGUGAAGCACACGUGGCCUCGAACCUGAAGACGCUUAACCAGUACAGCAUCGCUGACAUCAACCAUCGCUUAAAAAACUACUUCAAGUUCAUGUUUGUGCGCGAGCCCUUCGAGCGCCUAGUGUCAGCAUACCGCAACAAGUUCACACUGCGCUACAACACGUCCUUCCACAAGCGCUACGGUACACGUAUAGUCAGGCGGUACCGCAAGAACGCUACGGCCGAAGCGCUUCAGAGUGGCAGUGAUGUCAAAUUCACAGAGUUCGCAGGGUACCUCGUAGAUCCAGCCACACAGCGUGAGGCGCCACUGAAUGAGCACUGGCAGACAGUGUAUGCCCUGUGCCACCCUUGCCACAUCCACUACGACCUGGUGGGCAAGUACGAAACACUGGAGGAGGAUGCUGACUACGUGCUAAGGUUGGCCGGUGUGUCUGACUCGCUACACUUUCCGCCCUACGCCAAGUCAACCCGCACCACCGAUCAGAUGGCGGCCAUGUUUUUCAACAACAUCAGUGCACUGCAACAGAGCCAGCUCUAUCAGCUUUACAAGAUGGACUUCCUGAUGUUUAACUACUCCACUCCAAGUUACCUGAAGGAGCAGUAGGAAGGGUUGUUGCACAAAUCACGCACAUUUUUAAACGCACAUCUGCGCGAACACAUACUCAAAGCUGAGCUUAACUUAAUCAGAACAUUGACGUGAAAAGAAAUGGUCAAUGAGGUGCUUGAUGAAUUGGCGCCAGUGAAAAAGCAGAACAAAAAAACUCAGAACUUUUGGAUACUUGUGGAAAUAUGUAAUCCACGGAUGGUCAGUCUGCUGUAGGGUGAAGAGGUACAGUAUGGUGAUGAAUACAGGAAGAUUUGUACUGUAUCUGGUCAUGGUUUCAUGUUCGAUGAGUAUUCAGGUAAACCUGACGUCUCCGUGUUACUACACCCAUCUAUCAGAUUGUAAGAUAAAGAUCAUGUUACUGUUUCUAUUCCCAGUCAUCAUUAAGCAAUAUGAAUCUGAGCCACAGGCUCAUUUACUGUAAUAAGUAAAGAUCUCACCCGCCUACCUAUUCAAACACUUGAUGAGCGAAAGACUCUUGUGGAUAUCUACAAUGAUACUGAAACCUCAGCUGACUUCUAUUACACCCCAAAUACAGAAGUAAAGUUGUGGGCUGUACUUAAGCAAGCUCAUUUUAGUGUUAUUUAUAGUCGGUCCUCUAACUACAGCCUUCUCCUGUGUGAAGACUGUAUGUGUACAGUAAUUAUAUGACGCAUAUGUAAAGGAGGACCUUUGUGUUCACACAGGAGGAUGUGAAAACGACAUUGAGAGGUGCCUUUGUGAUGUGGGUGUAUCCUGCUUCUCUUACCACUCAGUAGCUGUACUGCAUUCGAACGUCACGGGUCGGCAAGAGGUCGUUAUUCAUUAAGGGGGUAGCACCGAGAAAUAUCAGCCAUCUUAAGAUAAUUAAAGGAAUAUUUCUUGUUUUUGUUUUGUUUUUAUUGACUUCUGAAAGGGAGCUGCAAGCAGCGAACAAAACAUUAUUUAAAAUACAUUGUAAAAUGAAACAAAAAAAAGCACGAUUUAAUUUUAUGAUGGAUUUAUAAAUGGCAGUAUUGAUUUUUAAAGUUUUUUUUAUGUGUAUUCAAUGCUUCAAUAUUGCUCAGCUCUUGAGUGGAUCAUGUGUUUUUUUCCAAGGAAAGCAAAGACUCUGUUUUCUGAACUGUUCUCAUAGGAACGAUUUAUUCAGACAGACUUUGAGUCAAAGAGAGAGCGAGAGAGAGUGAAGGAGAUGAGAUGAGAGAAAGAAAUUCUAGACUGGAUCUGUUUCCUGCAUUAAACCCGUUUGUUCCAUUUUAAUGUCUUUAUCCCAAUUUGAGCUCUUCAAAGGAACACAUGCUUUCAUUUGUAGAAUUGUCUUUUUAUGGCCCUUUUUUUUUGUUAUGACUGUGAAUGAGAAGAGUCUGAAAAUGGUGAAAUUGCCUACUUAUGUGUCUGACAGCCACGAGUGUCUGUCACUGAGCUUGUCUACAUGACUGUACAAAAAUCCUACACUGGUAAAGUAAAGGUGACUCAGUCUAACACCAGCUUUCUCUUUCAUCCGGGUGGCCGGACAGAUUAGCAUGCCUGGAUAAAUAAACGCCUGUUAGCAUUUUU
Messenger RNA from Tachysurus vachellii, 2661 nucleotides. It is a transcript of the gene chst11, whose product is annotated as carbohydrate (chondroitin 4) sulfotransferase 11. The transcript is spliced from 3 exons. Gene Ontology annotation, cellular component: membrane. The coding region runs from base 67 to 1125 and encodes 352 amino acids. Lineage: Eukaryota; Metazoa; Chordata; Actinopteri; Siluriformes; Bagridae. Gene Ontology annotation, molecular function: sulfotransferase activity. Gene Ontology annotation, biological process: proteoglycan biosynthetic process; carbohydrate biosynthetic process. The record is from RefSeq and is a predicted model, not a curated record.